Messenger RNA from Daucus carota subsp. sativus, 2432 nucleotides. Its product is annotated as probable hexosyltransferase MUCI70. The transcript is spliced from 9 exons. The record is from RefSeq and is a predicted model, not a curated record. Lineage: Eukaryota; Viridiplantae; Streptophyta; Magnoliopsida; Apiales; Apiaceae. Bases 482 to 2221 code for a protein of 579 amino acids.
AAUAAUUCUCACUUUCCUAUCAAAAUUAUUCAAGAACAUUGAUGAAAAUGAAACCAACAUUGUGAUCUCAGAUUCAGACCAAAACAAUUGAUUUGCACAAAGAAUUAAAUGCACCCCAGUUUGGAUACAGCCCUGUUCUGUUCCCAUCAUUACAUGUGCUUUUGCUCCUUCUAACACUCAGUGAUCUUUAAGUUAAUUUACUGUGUGCAUUAUUGUGUAUCAACACACUGUUUUUUGAUCAUUUUGGCCUUUCUGUAUUCACUUUAAUGCAUUUGGGUCAGUGAUCUUUCUCCAUUUUUGUGUGCAAAAUCUAAUCUUUGAACUGGCUCUUGAAUUGCUGCAUUUGGGUUGGCAAGUUUGAGGAGCUGGGGUUGUUAUAUGUUCAUUUGGGUAUCUUAGAUUUGAAAUCUUGGAUUGUUGUGAUUUUUAUUUUGAAUGAUUUAGGAGUGGAGAUGAGAGAAGGUUUAGGGUCUGCUUGGAGAUGAUUUCGGGGUCAUUGGGACUCCGGUCAGGAAGUUAUGGGUCAUUGCAGUUACAAUCAAAUCAAGAAGUACAAUCAUCACUUGUUGUUGUUAGGAAACCUCAGAAAAUGUAUAAGGAGAAGGAGGGAUUGGUUCAUUGGUUCUUCAAGGUUGCGCCGCGGAGGAAAGUGGGAAUGCUGCUGUUGUGUGCGAUUUCGGCUGUGGUUUUCGGAUGGGUGUUGUAUUUUGGCAAAGAUGGACAGCAGGGCGUCCAGAUUCCGAGCUUGGGGCUUAAUGGCACUUCAGAGUUAGGCACUCACAGUUAUUUUUCACCAAAUAAUGUUGAUCAAUAUAUACAUAUGGAAUUGAAUUCAUCUGUACAGAGUGAUUUUGGAAGAUUUAUGUCGAAGCCUUCUCCACCGCCAGUUUAUUUUAAAGGCUAUACCCUUCCCCCCGGAAAUCCCUGUGAAAGUUUCACGUUACCUCCCCCACCAGCAGAUAAGAAAAGAAUCGGACCACGUCCAUGCCCAGUAUGUUACCUUCCUGUUGAAGAAGCUAUAUCUUUAAUGCCGAAUGCCCCAUCAUUCUCCCCAGUAAUUCAGAAUUUAACCUACAUCACAGAAGAAAAUUCGACUAGAAGUGAGUUUGGAGGCUCAGAAUUUGGAGGAUAUCCAACUCUCAAGCAGCGAAUUAAUUCUUAUGACAUAAGAGAAUCAAUGAGCAUCCACUGUGGAUUUGUUAGAGGGAUAAAGCCUGGACGGCAGACAGGAUUUGAUCUUGAUGAUUCGGACCUUUUUGAGAUGGAUAGAUGUCAAGGGAUUGUUGUUGCAUCAGCAAUAUUUGGGGCUUAUGAUCUGAUACAACAACCAAAGAAUAUUAGUGAAACUGCCAAGAAAAAUGUAUGCUUCUUUAUGUUCGUAGAUGAAGAAACAUACAGAUUUAUGACAAAAUCCAGUGAAUUGAACAGCAGCAAGAAUAUUGGAUUGUGGAGAAUUGUCGUCAUCCACAGCCUGCCUUACCAUGACCCCAGAAGAACUGGGAAGGUACCAAAGCUUCUGUUGCACAGGCUUUUCCCUAAUGCCAGGUACUCAUUAUGGAUCGAUGGAAAACUUGAACUUGUUGUCGAUCCCUAUCAAAUUCUAGAAAGGUUCUUGUGGAGGAAAAAUGCCAGUUUUGCAAUAUCUAGGCACUAUAGGCGCUUUGAUGUCUUUGUUGAAGCAGAGGCUAACAAGGCUGCCGCAAAAUAUGAUAAUGCAUCCAUCGAUUUUCAGGUUGACUUUUAUCGAAGAGAGGGUCUAACCCCAUAUUCAGAAGCAAAGCUUCCGAUCACUAGUGAUGUUCCUGAAGGAUGUGUUAUCAUAAAGGAGCAUAUUCCUAUUGCCAAUCUAUUUAGUUGUCUUUGGUUCAAUGAAGUUGAUCGAUUUACUCCAAGGGACCAGAUAAGCUUUUCAACAGUAAGGGACAAGAUAAUGUCAAAAACAAAUUGGACCGUCAAUAUGUUCCUCGAUUGCGAAAGGCGCAACUUUGUAGUGCAGGGGUACCAUCGAGAUGUACUUGAGCAUUGGGCUCCCCCUCCACCUCCUGGAGUUAUUUCUAUUUCACAUCCUCCACUACCUGCUGCAGAAAACAAAAAAUUGCAUGGUGUUUCAAGAGAUAUAGUUGCAGCUAAUGCGACUAAAGUCCCUUCUAGACGCGGGAAAGAUAGAUCUGGUUCAAGGCGUCAUCGCAAAGUUACUGCUGGUAGUAGAGAUAUUAAUUAAGUUCAGAAUUUGGUUUAGUGAGAUAGUGUAUGGACUUUCCUUCCCUGCCUAAACAUUGCGGGGCUAGGACCUAGGAAUUUGCAGGGCUACGCAAUGCAGUUGUGUUUGCUACUGCAGUAUCUCAUGUCAGAUUCCAUAGCCGCAGCUCCAUUUUUGUAGUAUAUAAAAUAUAUAAAAGUUCAAAUAAAUUGUUCAGAUGGGUUUCCUUUUA